AUGCCUCUUGCAAAGGACCUCCUUCAUCCUUCUCCCGAAGAGAAGAGGAAACACAAGAAGAAGCGCCUGGUGCAGAGCCCAAAUUCCUACUUCAUGGAUGUGAAGUGCCCAGGAUGCUAUAAAAUCACCACAGUCUUUAGCCACGCACAAACGGUAGUUUUGUGCGUUGGCUGCUCUACUGUCCUCUGCCAGCCUACAGGAGGAAAAGCGAGGCUUACAGAAGGAUGUUCUUUCAGGAGGAAGCAGCACUAGAAGCAUCCUGACUCAAGAUGAGUGGGAAACCAUCCCAAUAAACACAUU
Tupaia belangeri chinensis (Chinese tree shrew) is the source of this 300-nucleotide messenger RNA. Its product is annotated as 40S ribosomal protein S27-like. Gene Ontology annotation, biological process: translation. Bases 1 to 252 code for a protein of 83 amino acids. The transcript has a single exon. Gene Ontology annotation, cellular component: ribosome. Gene Ontology annotation, molecular function: structural constituent of ribosome. The record is from RefSeq and is a predicted model, not a curated record. Lineage: Eukaryota; Metazoa; Chordata; Mammalia; Scandentia; Tupaiidae.